CUUGGGCGACAUUUGAAUUAAAAUAAAACAGGAACAGCAACAUUCUAAGACCCAAAACUGGCCAUUAUUCGAAAUUUGACGAUUCAUUUCAAAUUAAAUCAAAACAGUCGCGCCAACAUAAUAGAUAAAAAACCCGUUAGUUUGAUUUGAGGUUGUGUAAUGUUUGUAAUAAUGGUUUUUUUUGUUUGAAAAUAGUUUUUUUGUGUAUUUAUGAUGUCUGUAGUUUUGUCCUUAAUAAAUUAUUUAAUUAGUUGUGUUUUAUGACCUUUAAAAUGACUUCAAAUGAUAGCAAAAAUUCACAAGUUGGAAAGAACGGUCUUUGUUUCAGUGUAAAAAAUGAGAAACGACGUGAUUACCUGGAAUGGGAUGAGUAUUUUAUGGCCAUGACAUUCUUGGAGCUUCGAAGGGGGACCCCAGGUCAUAUCAAAAAUGCUGCUAUUAUUCUAAAUCAGCGUAAAAUAAUAAUCAGUAUGGCAAAUAGUUGUGUUUUAAAAGCUGACACUACAUCACACGAGUUGCAUACCAGUCAUGCUGAAUACAAGGCCUUGGAAAAAAUUCAACAAGGAAGUGUUAUGUACACAACCACAUUUCCGUGUGACAAAUGUGCUGAAGCUGUAGCACAGGCUGGUAUUACAGAAGUUGUUUUUUAUCAUAAGAAAAUUGAUGAUAACAGAGCUAAGGAAGUUUUUGAUAAGUGUGGAAUUAAAUAUCGGCAAUUUAGCACCAAAAAGCGGAGGAUUGAACUCGAUUUUAAUCAGUUUUGUGAUUAAACUUUUAUUUUUUUAUAUUCAUUCAUCAUCGGAUGAGGAGGCCUCUUCAGCCUCCUCCAACCACUCAAUAAACGGCUUAACUUGUCCAUA
Messenger RNA from Tribolium madens (black flour beetle), 860 nucleotides. RefSeq names its product deoxycytidylate deaminase-like. Gene Ontology annotation, molecular function: dCMP deaminase activity. Gene Ontology annotation, biological process: dTMP biosynthetic process; dUMP biosynthetic process. NCBI's taxonomy places the organism in Eukaryota, Metazoa, Arthropoda, Insecta, Coleoptera, Tenebrionidae. Bases 261 to 770 code for a protein of 169 amino acids. The transcript has 4 exons. The record is from RefSeq and is a predicted model, not a curated record. Gene Ontology annotation, cellular component: cytoplasm.